AUGCACCCCCUUCCCGCUCAGCUGGCGCAGUACGCGUCCCAGCACCAUGCUAGUCAUUACGCCCAAGCCAAAUUCGGUCCCAGAGGUUCUCCCGUAGCCUAUAUUCCACUCUCGGUUCAACAGCCCGCAGCAUACGCUGAGCUCGUCGCGCGCCAGGCCGCAUUCACCUAUACGCCAUGGCAUAUCGCCCCACCGGCACCGUCGCUACCCUCGCCGCCGCCCACACCACCUCCAUCUUCUUACGCCCCCGCACCGGUUCGAAUGACCCGUGCAUCUCCCAACCUCGCGGAUGAUGUCCUCAGCGCUAUCUCGACACCGCUGGAACCUGCACCUCCCCAACACGUUCCAUCGCAGAUGCUGGAAGUUCAGGUUCCGGCAGACCUCAAAACGAGCGCAACGCAUCCUUUGAACGUAUCGCCGCUCAUCCCGCCAGAGCUCAUCGUCACACUGUCCUUACAUCUCUCACCCGCGCCGGCUCAGACUCCGACCAUCUUCGCUGUUCACCCAGCCUUCGCACUCGACCGCCUUUCUGCGCCUCCACCGUCGCCGAAUACAGUCCACUUCGCUCUCGCUCAGCAGUCUCAGGUCCAAACGCAGGUUCAAUCGGCCAUGAUUACGCCCACUGAGGAGCCUGCGAGUCCAACGGCGGGAUGUGCACCUCGUCCAGCGUUGCAGCUGUGGACUCGUGCGGCUCUCGGCACAGCGCUCAAUAGCGCCUUGUCGACUUCGCUCCGCAAAUCUCCGUCCUCUCAGGUUCCCACGCUCCCUGCACCGUCAUCCCUGCUCUUCGGUACCACCGUUCCCGAAGAGACAGAAGAGCAAGUUGAGCGCACGGCUAUGGACGUCGACGUCGGCAUGGGUCUGGGUGCUCCUCGUGCGGAAGCAGAGCCACCCGCACCUCUACUUCCGCCUCUUGCGCUCCCCGACGUCGACCUUCUCGCCGCUGUACUCGGUGCGCGCGGUGGACGUGUGCACGGCCACGACCGUACACUUAGCGCGCCGGUCUUCAACGUGCAAUCGAUGUCCUUAAAAGCGCAGUGGGAUGUCGCGAUGUAUAAUCGUGCGAACCCCAUUCGUCCGAGGCCAAAGCCCGCGCUGCGUCUUCCGACACCCGCACCAGCGCCGCCGCCGGUGCCCGCGGCUCCACCCAUGUUAGGCAACCUCUUGCUUUCCUCAUGCCCUGGCAAGAAAGUUCGUUUGACAGGCCCAACUCGCGGCCGAGCUCCGGUCUCCCGUUGUCUUUCGGCUGACCUAGCUCGCGCUCGCGCCCUCGGUGCAACCCUCAUCAUCAACUGUCUCGAUGACACCGAACUCGCUUUUCUGGGUGCACCAUGGGACGAGUACUCUGCCGAAGCGUCCAAACUCGGUAUCAGUGUCCUGCGUAUACCCGUGCCAGAGGGUCUCGCGCCUAUUGCUGUAGGACACGGAGACUUGAGUGCCGACGAGGAGAAGGCCUUCCGAGCUUUCGAUCGGGAUUUAGAGAAGGUGCUUGAUGGGUGGACGUUGCGAGGCGCUGCUGUACUUGUACAUUGUCGCGGCGGCGUCGGACGCGCGGGGCUCAUCGCGUGUUGCUGGGCUAUCCGACUCGGCCUCUGUGGGCCACUGCCACCCCACAUCCCGACGUCCCCCUCGCACUCGCUCGUUCCACUCUCGCGCACGCCGAGUCCGAGUGGAAGAAUGAAAAAGACAUUACGGGUGGACAUGACAACUAUGAGGGUCGUUGAGCAGGCUAUCGGAGUCGUGAGGAGGCGGAGGAGCUUGAAAGCCGUGGAGACGGCCGAACAAGUUGCGUUCUUGGUUCGGUAUGUUGAGUUCUUGAGGAGGAGGGCGGGGGUGCCGGGAGAGGUCACAGGCCUCACCGUCCCGCUUUGA
Molecule: messenger RNA, 1872 nt
Organism: Peniophora sp. CBMAI 1063
Lineage: Eukaryota; Fungi; Basidiomycota; Agaricomycetes; Russulales; Peniophoraceae
Source: the annotation of a GenBank genome assembly